Messenger RNA from Microbotryum saponariae, 1234 nucleotides. The record is from the annotation of a GenBank genome assembly. NCBI's taxonomy places the organism in Eukaryota, Fungi, Basidiomycota, Microbotryomycetes, Microbotryales, Microbotryaceae.
AUGUUUUUCGCCCGCUCCGGUGUCGUCGCUGCGACUUUGCUCGUCCUCCAAUCGACCCUCUCGAUUGCUGCUCCCUUGUCGGACAAGGCUGUCCAUGAGCUCGAGAAGCGCAUCUCUUGCCACACCAACGAGAUUGCCAAGAGUGAGUCUGGCACUUCCUCGGCGACUUCAGCCCCUGCCGCCAGGCCUUCCCAUUCCGACGUGUUGCCUUCGUUGCCUCCUCGUCGAACCUCGCCUCUACUUCUGCUCGUCAGCUGGCGCUCAUAUCGAGGGUCGAUGAAUUCGUGUGUUGACACUCGGCUCAUCUUGAUCGCCUUCUUCUUCUCAGACAACGCCUGCGUGUCCUGCGCUUCGCUCUAUACGAACGCAACGACUUGCAGUCGUUCAGCGCCCUUGACGUGCUCCUAUGGCGAGGUCAACUCCAAGCGCCAGUGAGUGUACAGUCAUUACAGCUACUCUCUGAGCUUGGGCUAUCUCAAAAACAAAAGCCAAAGAAAAUGCCGUGGCUAAACCUCACCUCCUUUCUCAGGUGCGCCGCCGUCGACUGCAGCAAGAGCCCUGCUACCUAUCUCAGUGCCGAUGGUAAGAGUCUUUCCUGCUGCGCGUGCAAAAUGAUCUCGACGUAUUUCCUCUGUAACUACGUGAACUGAAUUUGUCUUGUAAUCCCCCUUGGUUCGCUUUUCUGCCUUCAGGCAAGCAAUGCCUGCCCUGCAACGACCCCAACGCUCUGACGUGCACCAGCACCACGACUCUCAGCUGCAACACCGACUAUACCCUCCUCCCCAACAACACUUGCGUGUACGGUACCCCUUACGGACAAAACACCGGCUACGGCUUGAUCAAGAACUUUGCGCCCAGCAACCAACCCUUCAAGCCCUACACGCCCGCGGACGGCGAUACCCAGAACUGCGCCCGCGCUUACACCAAGGCCAAGGGUGAGUCUGCACUGUGUCUUUGCUUACUCGGUUGUCAGCUUUCGUCUUACCUAUACCUCUAUUGCACUUCCCGCUCAACCCCAGUUAUCUUCUUCAUCGGAGAAUCGUUCGACCCCGCCACCUGCACUGGUCAAAACGCACCGCUCGACAUGAACCUCGUCGCGGCCAAUGACCCUACCGCCGUUGUCUUGGUCAAGGGCAACUGCACCCUGCUCGCCCAGAGCUCGUUCGUCAAGGCCAACAAGGCGAACUGCCAACAGGUCUUCAUCGGCCCCCAGUCGCCCAUGAUCCAGCUCUAA